UAACGUUGACGGUUUACCUAGCAGGUACCAGCUACCACAGGAGCACCACUAACGCUCUUGUUCAGUGUCAUCCUUCCGCGCCCGUCUCCAGCGCCGCUGAUCGACGAAGCCAACAAGAAACCAUGACUUCCUAUCUUUACGGGGGAGGAGGAAGACGGCUUUUGCUGUUCCCGAUGGCGGCGGCGGUGGCUGCGCUAGUUGGGGCAGCGCCGUCGCCGGCGUCAGCGUGCUACACGCGCGUGUUCAGCUUCGGCGACUCGUUGGCGGACACGGGCAACUACCACUUCGUCUACAGCGACGACGACUCCGACCCCGUGCUCCGGCUCCCCUACGGCGAGACCUUCUUCCACCGCGCCUCCGGCCGCUUCACCGACGGCCGCAUCGUCCUCGACUUCAUCGCUGAUGCUCUGGGGCUUCCGUUCGUGCCGCCCUACCUGAGCGGGCGCCGCGCCGAGGACUUCUUGCACGGUGCCAACUUCGCGGUGGGUCGCGCCACGGCGCUCGCCCCGGACUUCUUCCGGGACAGGGGUUUUGACAUCGGCGACGUGGUGCACCUCGACAUGGAGCUGGAGUGGUUCCGGGACAUGCUCGGCCUCCUCUGCCCCGCCGAUGGCCUCUCACUCUCAGGUUGCUCGGACGUGAUGAACCAAUCCCUUUUCAUAGUUGGAGAAAUUGGAGGCAAUGACUACAACCUACCCCUUCUGGAAAGAGUUGCAUUUGAGGAUGUUGUCACUUUCGCUCCAGCUGUUAUCGCCAAAGUCUCUUCAUCUAUCACAGAGUUGAUCAGGCUAGGAGCCAAGACUCUGGUGGUUCCAGGGAAUCUCCCGAUUGGAUGCAUCCCAAUGUAUCUGUUGGCAUUCCAGAGUGACGAGAAUGAAGAUUACGAGCCAGGGACAGGUUGCAUUAAAUGGCUGAACGAGUUUGCACGGUAUCAUAACAAGCUUCUCAUUCAGGAAUUGGAGAAGUUGCGAAAGCUGCAUCCUCGUGUGACCAUCAUCUAUGCUGAUUACUAUGGAGCCGCUACAGAGGUUUUUGCUUCGCCGCAACAAUACGGAAUCGAAUAUCCCUUGAUGGCUUGCUGUGGUGGAGGAGGACGCUAUGGUGUGUCCUCAGGUGUAAGAUGUGGACGUGGAGAAUACAAAUUAUGUGAAAACCCAGAGAUGCAUGGAUCAUGGGAUGGCAUGCAUCCUUCAGAAACUGUAUACAAGGCGAUUGCGAUGAGCCUUCUACGAGGCUCUCGUACACAGCCACCGAUUGCUACCACCGCCAGUUCAUGCAUACAACUAAGUGAGACUAGAAUAUCUUUUGAAGACAAGUCCCUUUGAGACGUAAUUUUUAGACUACAUUGUAUUCUUAUAUAAUAUAAAAGAAGUAUGGUUAAAGAUCAAAUGUUUACCUCCUCACUGAUAAAACGGUGUGAGGAGUGUGCCACUUCUUUGAAAGCAAUUUGACACGCACGCUCGGGGAUCCUGAAAUUGGUAAUUUCCCUUGAAUGCUACUCUUUAAAAUU
Molecule: messenger RNA, 1510 nt
Organism: Sorghum bicolor (sorghum)
Lineage: Eukaryota; Viridiplantae; Streptophyta; Magnoliopsida; Poales; Poaceae
Product: GDSL esterase/lipase At5g45910
Exons: 5
Coding region: 123-1325 (400 amino acids)
Molecular function (GO): hydrolase activity, acting on ester bonds
Source: RefSeq, a predicted model, not a curated record